This is a messenger RNA of Octodon degus (degu), 2640 nucleotides long. RefSeq names its product SLP adaptor and CSK interacting membrane protein (gene Scimp). The coding region runs from base 93 to 536 and encodes 147 amino acids. The record is from RefSeq and is a predicted model, not a curated record. The transcript has 5 exons. NCBI's taxonomy places the organism in Eukaryota, Metazoa, Chordata, Mammalia, Rodentia, Octodontidae. Gene Ontology annotation, cellular component: immunological synapse; tetraspanin-enriched microdomain; membrane.
UUCUCCAGCUGCACCCCAGCACAGAUUCUGACCACUUCUGUCUCCUCAGCCGCUCACAUCUGGACACUGUGGCAGUUCUGGAUUCCACUGCAAUGAGUUGGUGGAGGAAUUACUUCUGGAUCAUCUUAGCUGUGGCCAUCAUUGUUGUCUCUUUGGUCCUAGGCUUCAUCCUGUACUGUGUCUAUAGGUGGCAGUUUAGACAAGGUAAGAAAUUGGAAAUUACCAAGUUCUUCAAACAAAGCCAAGGAGAAGAAAAGAUGUACGAGAAUGUUCUUAAUCAGUCACCUGGUCCAUUACCCGCUCUGCCACCCAGGGGCUCAUUUUUUCAAGAGGAUUCCUCCCCACAGGAAAUCCCACCUACAUACUCUUCAGUGAAUAAAGCUACAACCAAGAAAACUAUUUCCACCUUGAGCAACAUUGAGCCUGAACACGACUAUGAUGAUGUUGAAAUUCCUGGAAAUACUCAAAACCAGAAUUUGAAAACAAACGUUUCUUCUUUUUGGCAUGCCAGAGAGAGUUCACACAACUUAUUUUAGAAGUAUCAAGAAUGGUUGGCCUUCAGUACUGAAAACCAGUGGUGAUUUCAUGAAGCGUUGUAAGAUAAAUACUUCAUGGAUCUUGAUGUAGACACCUCAGUGAUCAGAUCUGCAGCCGGAGGAAUGACACCAGUGCCCACCCCCCGAGGACUAAGGGGUCAGUCCUUGGGCCUCUUCAGUUCAAGUUUCCAUGGGUCGGACCUCUCUGCUCCACACUCACACCUGUGAGAAGCAACUCAUUUCUCAACACUCUCCUUUCUUUCACAUGGUUUGUGGGGUUGUGAGAGAUAGAUAAUCUUAGUCUUUGAUUGUGCAGCACCUCCCAGUUCCUAUCCCCAGCUAAACCCUCACCAAUCUGACUCCCUUUUGCCCCACCCAUCCCUGUAUGGAAAGGCUGGGUGCCAGUUACAGCUGAGCACUCUUAUGCACAAGUCACUUGGUGAGUUUGUAAGGGUGGAAGUGCUUUUUGUUCUUAUUCAUCCUUCCCCUCUGCACACACCCUAAAUUCCAACAGCUUUAUGUUCCACAGACUAACAGAGAAUCGAGUUCUUACCUGGCCUUUUCCCUGUGCUUGCAGGUGACACUCUAGCAAUCAACUCAGGACAAACUUACCCUCUGGUUUACACCUAGAGGUGUUCUGCAGUAGGGCCAUAGGAAAGCAGGAUCCCCCCAGGAAAAUUAGGGGCUCAGUGUCAUUAACAGUUGCAUAUUCAACAUGGGAGCUUAGGAAACCUAACAACCCCAUCCAUAGUUUUCCUUAGUGCUUGACCUCUAGGAGCUGAUCUUCCUUGGAGUUCUUUCCCUGUCCCUGUCUCAUCACUCUCUAAAUACUCCUGGGGGAAUCUCACCCAUGCCCAUGGGCUUGGUGGUCCCUUCUAUUUUUAUGACUUCCAAAUUGGAAACUGCAGCUGAACCUUUUCUCUCUAGUUCCAGACUGGAUUAUUUCCAGGACAUUUCCAUCUGACCACCCUGUAAGACCCUCAAAUUCAGCAUAUACCGUGAGAAAUGGAUUACUACCCUGAGUGCUCCUUUUUAUUUCCAAUAUUCUCCACCACCUCCCACUGUGCCUCUCAAGCAGUUCUCUGACCAGUUCACCAUUCUGAGGUCUGGCUGUUGCCAGGCACUGUCAGGAGAACAUGAAUAGCUUCCUACCUGGGCUCCUGCCUAUCGCAUCUCACCCUCUACAUCACUUGUCACACAGCAGCUAGUGAUGUUCUAAAGUGAACUUUGGAUCACCUCAUUUCCUUGAUGAAAUCUGCUCUUUGCGUAUUAACCUCAGAGAAAAGUUCAAACUCCUUAACAUGGUUUAUAAGGUUUGUCAGGACCUGGUUACUGAUUACCAUUUGUCAACUCCUUCCUUCACCCCAUUGCAACCUUUACUCUGGCCAGCUUUUGGCUCUGGCCUUCUGAAAUGACUUCAACGUGGUCUCUCUUGCUCCCUUGACUGUGCACGGCACUGUCCCUGAUGUACGGACUAUUCUUCCUCACCUUUGCAUCUUCUUAUCUCCUCCUGGGUAGCCUUUCUACCUCAACUUUGGGUCAGGUUAGGUGCUCUCCUAUGAUAGAAUUAGCACCAAUAACCAUCUGUCCACCUGUUUUUCUCUUCCACUUGAUGGAAAGCAACACAAAGCCAGGGAACAUGUCCUUUCCUCAUUUGUUUUUCCGGUUCCUAGCCCAUUAUAGAUGCUCAAAAAUAUACUCAAUAACUGAAUUGGAUGAAUGAACUACCCUGGACGUUCACAGAUCUCCGACAUGAUCCCUCUAAAAAGGAUUUCUUUUUGCGUUAUAAUUGCCUAGUUACUUUUCAUCCUCUAUUGUAAUCUAGGGUUUCCCUUGGAGGGAACUUAUCUGGCUUAUUGCUGUUCAUAUCCAGCAGAAAUUCUGGCAUGUACUAGGCAAUCAAUAAAUAUUUAUUAAAUGUUAAACAUUAAUUGAAAAAUCUACCAAUCAGUUUGACUACUAUGAUCACUAUCACACACCCCAAAUUUUUCUGCUCUGGGCAUUAUAAUUUUAUUGAGACUUUACACUGGGAACACAUAAUGAAGCCAUGUUUUCUACCAAGUAAAUUGCUACCAGUUUGGGUGAUAAUAUUAAAUACAUCAAG